CAUGCCAUACCAUGCCAUGCCCAGCCACCGACCGCGACGACGGCGGGGGUGCCAAGCGAACCCACGUCGUCGCGGACUGCGUACGCGCGUCGGCUUCUCGGUCGUCGCCCGCCGAAAGAGGUGGAGAGCGAGGCCAGGCCGGCCGAUCGAUUGCAGCCGAUGCCUGCCUUUUCGCACGGCGGAAUCCAGUCGCAGUAGAGCGGAAUCCACGAGGGAAACCAUCAUUCCAUCAAGGUCGAUCGGGGUGGGGGCGAAAGGGGAAGACAUGCAUGCGGCAAAUCCCCAUCGUCGGCAGUAGCAGGGAUGAACGGCAAGUUCCCCUCGUCGGCGGCGUCGGCCCCGGCCCCGGCGACGCACAGCAUAAGCACCAACAACCGGGACCGAGCCCGAGCCUGAUGUCCAUGGCGACCGCGGUGCGCUCGCCCGCGACGCCGCUGCGCACAACAUCCAUGGAGGGGACAUGCUGUCGCUGCUACUCUGUGCGGCUGCUUGUAGUUUAGGUGCUCGAUGAAAUUCCCAGUCAGUCUAAAAUGCUAGUUCAAUGGUCUAUGCUAUUUCUAUAUUAACUAGUCAUGAUCAAUAAAAGUACUAUAUUCCUGUCUUGUGUUA
Molecule: messenger RNA, 609 nt
Organism: Sorghum bicolor (sorghum)
Lineage: Eukaryota; Viridiplantae; Streptophyta; Magnoliopsida; Poales; Poaceae
Exons: 2
Coding region: 12-500 (162 amino acids)
Source: RefSeq, a predicted model, not a curated record